GAUGUCGCAGCUGCGCACUGGUGGUGCUGCAGGUGGCGCUCGACGAUGUUGGUCAGGUCCCAGCAAGCUGUUUCUGGCAGGUCUGGUGAAGGGGCAACAGCACAGAUUCCGUCCGAUAAUGGAAGAUCCGGGGAAGGGGCGGCUUCACGAAUUCCGUCCGAGAGCGCGAAGCUUUCCCGUAGACCAGCCACUGGUACGCCGGCCGCGAAAACAGCGACGUACUGCAAGACGAAAAGACAGGUGGCGCUCGACGAUGUUGGUCAGGUCCCAGCAAGCUGUUUCUGGCAGGUCUGGUGAAGGGGCAACAGCACAGAUUCCGUCCGAUAAUGGAAGAUCCGGGGAAGGGGCGGCUUCACGAAUUCCGUCCGAGAGCGCGAAGCUUUCCCGUAGACCAGCCACUGGUACGCCGGCCGCGAAAACAGCGACGUACUGCAAGACGAAAAGACAGGUGGCGCUCGACGAUGUUGGUCAGGUCCCAGCAAGCUGUUUCUGGCAGGUCUGGUGAAGGGGCAACAGCACAGAUUCCGUCCGAUAAUGGAAGAUCCGGGGAAGGGGCGGCUUCACGAAUUCCGUCCGAGAGCGCGAAGCUUUCCCGUAGACCAGCCACUGGUACGCCGGCCGCGAAAACAGCGACGUACUGCAAGACGAAAAGACAGGUGCGUAAGCCUUUGGCUGUUCUUUCCAUCGCGCUUCCGU
Messenger RNA from Rhipicephalus microplus (southern cattle tick), 696 nucleotides. RefSeq lists its product as uncharacterized. The record is from RefSeq and is a predicted model, not a curated record. Lineage: Eukaryota; Metazoa; Arthropoda; Arachnida; Ixodida; Ixodidae.